Messenger RNA from Echinops telfairi (small Madagascar hedgehog), 2230 nucleotides. RefSeq names its product Rho guanine nucleotide exchange factor 37 (gene ARHGEF37). The coding region runs from base 186 to 2144 and encodes 652 amino acids. Gene Ontology annotation, cellular component: cytoplasm. The record is from RefSeq and is a predicted model, not a curated record. Gene Ontology annotation, molecular function: guanyl-nucleotide exchange factor activity; protein binding. NCBI's taxonomy places the organism in Eukaryota, Metazoa, Chordata, Mammalia, Afrosoricida, Tenrecidae. The transcript has 15 exons.
GCCACCUUACAGCAACAGGCCGCCGCACCUUCCUCCCUCCCGAGGAGUGGCUGGGAUGUCACGGGAGACUUUCAUCACCUGGGUGUGCCAUGUGACUCACUGGACCAUAGCAUUCCUUCAGUCUGGGAGCUGUCAACAUGCAGUCAGGAGUGGAGGACAGCCUGGCGUGACCUGUUUUUCAGGGCAUGGCUGAUGGAGGGGCCGAUGAGCCGCCCCCCAGGACAGCGAGUGCGGCCGGGGAAGGUCAGGCCUCCGAGGACCGAUUGUUGCUCCAUCAGAGGCUGGCCAUCCGGGAGCUCGUGGACACCGAGUCCUCCUACUUACACAUGCUCCGGCUCUGCGCCAGUGACAUCAGGAGCCGCCUGCAGCAGCUGCCUGCAGGAGAUCUGGAUGUCCUGUUCUCCAACAUGGGGGAUAUCGUCCAGGUGAGCAGCCGAUUUCUUCGUGGCCUGCAGGAGGCGGCGGCGGCCUCCACCGAAGAGGAACAAGUGCACCUCAUUGGCAACUUAUUCCUGGAAUUCCAAGAGGAGUUGGAGCGAGUCUAUAAGGUCUACUGUGCCAACUACAACCAGGCCUUGCUGCUGGUGGAGGCAUACCGGAAGGAGCCAGAGCUGCAGCGGGAGAUCCAAGGCACCAUCGAGGCAGUGGUGCCGCAAGCCGGACCUUCCGGGCUCAGCUUCUUGCUGGUAAGCCCUCUGCAGAGGGUGACCAAAUACCCUCUGCUGCUGCAGAAAGUUCUGGAAAACACGCCCCCAGACGCCCAGGCCCGCUCUGUCCUCCAGAGAGCGACGUCCGCCCUGCAGCAAGUCAACACCAACAUCAACGAGUACAAGAUGCGCAAGGACGUGGGGUCCCCCAGGGCUUACACUGCCCCCUUGUGGACCUUCUUUGCCCUCACCUGUGCAACUGACCACUUUCAGCUGGAAGACAAGGAAUUUGACGACUUGGAGGAGAGAUUCCACUGGGUGUCGCUGUGCGUGACUGAGCUCCGGAGCAACCUGGCUGCCUAUCUGGAUAAUCUGGAGGCCUUCCUCCGCUUUAGGCCGCACGAGCAUCACCUGGACAUCUCCGAGGGGCCUGUGGCGCAGUACUGCCGCUUGGCGACGGAGCUGCAGCUCGGGGCCUUCCUGGAGUUUAAGCAGCGGCUGGAAGGCCUGGUAUGGCGGCCACUGUGCAGCCUGGCCAAAGCCCUCUCCGGCCCUCAGAACCUGAUCAAGAAGCACCUGGACAAACUGUUGGACUUUGAGCGCGUGGAGGAGAAACUGUUGGAGGCGGGCAGCGUGACCUAUGAGGAGGAGGCAGCCCGGCACACGUACCAGGCUCUGCACUCCAUGCUGCUGGCCGAGCUCCCGCGGUUUAACCAGCUGGCCAUGCAGUGGCUGAGCCAGAUCCUGCGCACCUUCGUGACUCUGCAGCAGGACCUUGCACAGCAGGUGCUCCAGAGAGCAGAGAGCAGCUCCGCACAGCUGCCCCACCACCACAUCUCUGAGGCCGCCUUCAGGAAGCUUGUGGAAGAUGUGCUGGGCCAGACCAGUCGCCAACUGCACGCCUUCCGCGAGAACUUCGAGAAAGUGCUGCCACCUCCCACCCUUCAACCGCUCCUUCCGGGGGCCGAGCGCCAGGUGCAGGCCCUCCUGAGCAAGUACGGCCCCGGGAAGCUGUACCAGGUGACGAGCAGCGUCAGCGGAGCUGGGACGCUGGACCUGACACUGCCCCGGGGACACAUCGUGGCCGUCCUGCAAGACAGGGACACCAAGGGCAACAGCGGCCGCUGGCUGGUGGACACCGGGGGGCAGCGGGGUUACCUGCCGGCCGGGAAGCUGAAACUGUACAACGUCGUCCCCGGUGAGGAGCCCAGGAGGCAGCAGCAUUCCCGACCCCUAACACCAGAGCCCACCAUGGCCCCAGGACCCUCUGUCCCUACCAUGACCCAGGUGGUGGCACUGUACCCCUUUGUGGCCAGGAGCAGUCACGAAGUGACUCUGCAGGCGGGCCAGCCGGUGACGGUCCUGGAAGCCCAGGACAAGAAGGGGAAUGCAGAGUGGAGUCUUGUGGAUGUGAAUGGACAGAGAGGCUACGUGCCCUCCAGCUUCCUGGCCAGGACCCCAAGCCCAGCACCCUGGGGCUGGAGACUGCCCUCUUAGGACUUGGAAACCGAAGCUCCCCCAAACAGUCCCUGUUCAAGAGAGAUCCACUCAUCGGGGGACCUAAGGGUGCAGCCCACUGUGGG